Haemonchus placei is the source of this 696-nucleotide messenger RNA. NCBI's taxonomy places the organism in Eukaryota, Metazoa, Nematoda, Chromadorea, Rhabditida, Trichostrongylidae. The record is from the annotation of a GenBank genome assembly.
AUGAUUCUAUCGACGUCCCAAUUCCCAUAUACUCGCUCAUCACUGGUAGUAUCAGUCCUUGGCAAUCGUCCAACAAUCAUACAAAAGAUUUUUACGAUUUAUAGAGAGUCUCCAGAUCUGAAGAUCUGCACUGGUAAGAACGCCUGUUGUACAAAACAAAUUGAAGAUGAAAUUCUCGAGAGUUCCGAGAAGAACUUCAAAGCUCAACUGGAAGAUAAACUUCUUGUACUACGACAUAUGAUCAAUUCACAUCUGAACGGUUUUAGAACAUUCUUCUACAAUUCACUUAAUGCCUGUCAUGAACACUUGGAUACACUAUUCGAUCGUACUUAUGGAGCAUUCUAUCAGAGCAAUUCUCAGAUCUUCGAUACGUUUUUCAAUCGUCUACGGGCUUUCUCUUCACCGUUUUCCGAUGCCAAAGUAUCACAAAUUACUGGUCAACUAUUUGAGGAAAUGUUCGUCAUCAUGUUUCAACUGAUGAAUCCUUUGCAUACGGUGUCGGCGAGUCAGCGUCGUUGUAUGAUUGAAGGCAUGGAAGAAAUCGCGCCAUUUGGCGAUGUACCAAAAAAGAUCACCGUACAUAUGGAGAAAUCGUUGACGUUUUGGAAGCAUUUCGUCACGGGCCUCGACAAAGUACACAAUAUUUUUGAUGGCUUUUUGAAUGUGAGCCAUUUUCGUUCUAGACAGAUUUUUUGA